CUAAAUGGUCUUACAUUUUCCAAAGUUCAAAAAAAAUAAAAAAUCUAACAAAGUCUACCAAACAUGGAAACAAAAGAAUCAGAGCAGAAGAAACCAAGAAUCCUAUGUCUCCAUGGCUUUAGAGGCAGUGCUGAAAUCCUCAAGAAAUUGGUUCUCCGUUGGCCUGAAUCCGUCACUGGAAAAUUAGAUUUGGUUUUCUUGGAUGCACCUUUUCCAGCUCAGGGAAAAUCUGCACUUGAAGGUUUCUUUGAUCCUCCUUACUUUGAAUGGUUUCAAUCUAAUAAGGAUUUCACAGAGUUCUACAACUUUGAAGAAUGCCUCGAGUACAUAGAAGAUUUUAUGUCAAAACAUGGACCUUUUGAUGGAGUUCUUGGUUUCUCACAAGGAUCAGUUUUAGGUGCAGCAAUACCAGGCAUGCAAAGGGAAGGAGUGGCUCUAACAAAAGUACCAGAAAUAAAGUUUGUCAUCAUAAUAUCUGGGGCUAAAUUUGGAGGGCCUUCAUUUGGGGUACCAAAGUUGGCAGCAAAUGCAUUUUCAUCUCCUAUCAACUGCCCAUCCCUUCACUUCUUAGGAGAGACGGAUUUCCAGAAAAAAGACGGUGAGGUUCUACUGGAAUCUUUUGUGGACCCACAAGUGAUGCACCAUCCUAAAGGACAUACGAUACCCAGACUAGAUGAUAGCAGCCUUGAAAUAAUGCUUGGAUUUAUUGAAAAGAUUCAAAAACUUUGAAAGGAGAAGUUUCGAUAGCAUAUGAAUUACUCUCAAUUGAUUUUUCUGUUUACGGAUUUUGUUUAGUUGAUUAUGGGCAUCUUGUGAUGGAAUUGUUCACACGUAAACAGGAUAAUUUAGGUUCUAUUAUAUCUUGCGGCUCUUUAAAUU
Messenger RNA from Lycium ferocissimum, 879 nucleotides. RefSeq lists its product as uncharacterized. The record is from RefSeq and is a predicted model, not a curated record. The coding region runs from base 64 to 729 and encodes 221 amino acids. NCBI's taxonomy places the organism in Eukaryota, Viridiplantae, Streptophyta, Magnoliopsida, Solanales, Solanaceae. The transcript has 5 exons.